AGUAACAUGAAUAUGUAAAAAAUAAAAAAAAUAAAAAUAACAUUUCUAAAGUAUUUUAAUUAAUGUGCUUCAUGGUAAAGUCUAAUUUUAGGAAGUGGGGACAGGCAACAAAUGUUUUUCCUCAGGUCUCACGGUAGUUAAAAUUAAUCUUUUGAAUUGUAUUUAUUAAAUAUGCAAUCAUAUAAAUGUGAAGGAUACUUUGUUUACUCUCUCAAAAAUAUUUUACAGUUAAUUCAAUGGAGCAUGAAUAGAUUUUAUUCCCUGGGUUCGCAAAAGAUACUGAUUCAUUGGAAUAGCCCACUCCCUUAAGAAAAAAGGGAUAAUGUGACGGAUUGACCCAUGAAUGAUUUCCAUUUCUUUAUUUUACAGAUGCUGUCAAACAACAGGUUGUUAGGAGUCAUGAGUGUGCGUUUAUGUAAGCAUGGCCAACCUAACGGUGCCUCCUUACUUUAACCUCACCAUGUUUGUGAACAUCGGUCCGUACCGCUACCCGGCGUUGGCCACGUGCCUCCUCCUUUACGUCUUCAUCGUGUGCGCCAACUGGGCCGUCGUGCUGACGAUCUGCCGCGAGAAGACCCUUCACAAGCCCAUGUACAUAUUCGUGGCCAGCUUGUCCUUCAACGCCCUGUACGGCUCCACGGGCUUCUUCCCCCGCUUCCUGCUGGACCUGGCGUCCGACACGCACCUGAUUUCGCGCGUCGCCUGCUACACGCAGAUCUACUUCAUCUAUACGUACGCCACCAAUGAGAUGACCACGCUGUGCGUCAUGGCCUAUGACCGCUACCUGGCCGUGUGCCACCCGCUGCACUACCACACCAGGAUGACGGUGAAAAAGGCCCAGACUCUGGCCGCCCUGGUGUGGCUCUCCUCUGUCUUUAUCCUCUUCACGGCCAUCUACAUGUCAGCCAAGCUGCCACUGUGCGGCAACAAGAUCCAGAAGGUGUUCUGCGCCAACUGGAACGUGGUCAAGCUGUCGUGCGUGCCCACGGUGGUCAACAACGUGGUGGGCAUGUCCAUAACCAUCUGUACCGUUUUCUUCCCAUUGGCUUUCGUCUUUUACACGUACACACGCAUCAUAAACGUCACCUGGAGAAGCUCGGCCAAAUUCAAAGGGAGAGUGUUCCAGAGCUGUUUGCCGCACAUGAUCUCCUUUGUCAUUUAUUCCAUCACCGCGUUUUGUGAUAUUGCCCUGAGCAGGUACAACAUAGAGGAGAUGAACCCCUUCGUGGCCAUCAUCUUAUCUCUGGAGUUUGUGUUUAUUCCGCCGCUCUUCAACCCUCUGGUGUACGGUAUGAAGCUAACGGAUAUACGCAGACACAUCUUCAAGAUGCUGUAAGAUCGUGGCUAAGCAUCGCUAAUGCCUACUCUACUGCUUGUCCUCAUUAAAAGGGAACUAAACACAAUAUUUCAAAUUUUUUACAUUUUAAACGUGCAUAUCAUCUUUAUCUGAUUCCGUUGAUUUAACUCUAUGAAGAAAAAUGCGUUUAAAACACCACAUAUACUCACCUACGGGUUCUGCCAUUUGUACUUCAUUUCACUCUUGCGAGUGUGCAAAGUUGCGAGAAUGGGACGUGUAUCAGUCCUUCUAUCCUGCUCGCUUUAUUUACUGACAAAACUAGAGAGUUGGUAAGUUUUCUGCAACGACAAGCUAAACAUUAGUCAGAUCCACUCAUCUAGCCAGUUAGUGGCAGACGCGCUGACUCCCGACGGCUGUUCUCAUCUGUCAUCAGUCGUUGGUGUUAGCGGCUAGUGGCUAAAAGCUAGCUGCCGUAACUAUUUGCCCACGGCGUUUGGCUGGGGAGCGCGGCCAUUUGGCUGAUGCUAACAGCCUGACAGAGUUGCGGUUCCAAUCGAUCCAUUCUUAACAAACCACGCUUACUCAGAUGUAAGGCAAAAAAGCUACAGUAAUUGCAACGUCACUUCUUUACUUUCGGUCUCUUCACUUUUCUCCCAAAAUGGCGGUGCUUGUACGUUGAUGACUUAUUCCAUUUAAUUAUUAUUUCAUAAAUAUAAUAGUAAUCAGAGUACUGUUUUUGGAUAAUGCUGCGUUCACACCGAACGUGAAUUGGACCAUUCGCGCUACGUAAUUACAUAGUGUUUAAAGUCAAUGUAGUCUGCGUGAGCGGGCGCGAAUCCGUGCCAGGCGACGCCUAUGACGUGACGCAAGUAGGGCGAGCACAUGAAAAUCCGUCUCAUUCGCAGAUUUUAACUGCAACUAAAAUCACAAAUUGCGUCCUGAUUGCCAAUCGGGGUCGAGAACGGUGAGCAAACGGCCAGCUUAGCGGACGGGACGUGCCGCACCCUGCUCAAAGCGCUUUGUCGGUGGCUGUGAAAGUUGUGGGCUGGA
Messenger RNA from Phyllopteryx taeniolatus (common seadragon), 2347 nucleotides. RefSeq names its product olfactory receptor 6N1-like. The transcript has a single exon. The record is from RefSeq and is a predicted model, not a curated record. Bases 422 to 1336 code for a protein of 304 amino acids. Gene Ontology annotation, biological process: G protein-coupled receptor signaling pathway. Gene Ontology annotation, molecular function: olfactory receptor activity; G protein-coupled receptor activity. Lineage: Eukaryota; Metazoa; Chordata; Actinopteri; Syngnathiformes; Syngnathidae. Gene Ontology annotation, cellular component: membrane.